AUGCGGCCAGUUAGUGCCGGCAGUCGCAGAGACAAGAAUAGCGAUGACCUGGACCUUCUGGCCGGUCUCUGGGAAGAGGCACACUUCGCGAGGCUGCCGUGGGAUGCGCCCAGCGAGUUGAAGGAUUUGGUUGAGGACAUCGACAACCCGAAGCGCAUUUAUGCGAUACAUAAGGCCAGCCGCCGCCACAACUUCCAACAGCUUGUGCAAAAGUACAUCGUUCAGCUCCGCGAAGGCUGUGGCGUUGAACAAUGCACAACCUCCACGUGCUUCACUUGCCGGAAAAGGAUCGCAGGUCGAGCUCCAACCCGCAAGUACAACACAACGAGCGCAAGAUCGUUAGCCGUAUACCUCGCGAGUCAGGACAACCCGGAAACCGGCCUCUGUCCAAAUUUGCGACCCCCCAAGACGCCUCCCGCUGCAGUAGCCUCCCUGGUCUUCGUGCCAAAUCCCAAUUCCCGGCCACGAGAUGACGGUGUCCCUCAUCCUUCCCCGAAGGCCCUGCCGUUCCGCAACCCACCCGGCUCGCCCAAGACGGGCGAUGGUAAUGGCGCAGCACCAUCGUUUUCUCGGAGCCGCAGUGGUACUUUAAAUGGGGAUAGUAAAGAGAAUAAAAAAGCCGCAGGCGCCCAGGCUGGGGUGGAUUCUGACAAGCAAGCUCAGCGCCCCGGUUUCACGAUCGCGGAGAAGCCGGUUAGCAAGGACCAUCGUUCUUUUGCCGCGAAUGUCAUUGGCACCGUUGCCUUCAAAAUGCUCGAGUGGUUGACCCCGGCGGCGCUCGAAGAUAUGCACAACAAGACACGGGCCUUCGGCGGCAGGGCCCAGUCUGACGCCGAACAUCCGAACCCUCCUAAAGACGAAUCCGGGUUAGAGAAUGGCGUUGGGCAGAGCGCACGCAUGGAGUUGCAAGAGUCACCGGUCUUGCCUGUACUGCCGAACGGGGACUUGACCAGCAGACCUGACCUACCUGGGCAUGGCCAGGCCGAGAAGGAAACCCGCAGUGUAAAAGACAGCCAACCGCAACAGGAUCCCCAAUCCAGCCCUCGUGCGGCAAAUGCGCGCCGUAACUCGAACGCGAAGGUCCGCACUUCAUCCGGGCCGAAACCGAAGCGACAGCUGUCGAUCGACCCGUAUGCCCAAGACACUUCUGCUGAAGAACCCUACGCAGCUCUAUUGAGAUCCCCUCGCACCACUGGAGGUGGUGCCGAGAAAGGAUCACGCAUUUCCAAAGCGGCUGGCUCCAACAUCACACGGCCCAUAUCUCAGCUCUCGUCGGCAGGCUUUUUCGACGACGUCUCCCUGGAGAAGAUGCCUCCCCCGAAAACCAUCGAUCUCAGGCCAAGGGCCGGUCGUGUCGCAAUCGGCAGUGCGGGAAACGGUGGACCACAUAGCCCGAAGCCUCCCAGUACUUCGUCAGGCGUCGUCUCUGAGAAAUCGUACAGCGACGGCUCAGGUGCAGCCACGGGCCAGGACUCGGAAUCGGAGGAUGAGGCACUGCUUCCCCAAGCGCUAACUAGGUUGACCGCGGAAGUUGUCGACUUCGUUUGCGAUGUCAUUCAAGAGGAUGGGACCGCUGAAGAACAUAUACUCGAACCUCGGUCGGUUGACAGAUUCCACAACCGACACUCGGGGCAAGGGAAGCUAGCUAGACGGAAGCAUCGGGCAGCCCGGGGAUCCUCCACCAAUGCGAGGCUGGAGUGGAAGCUUUUCAUUGAUCAAACGCUCUUCUACGUCCUCAGCGACCCGCAGCUAGCGCUCCGAUCCUUCACCAAAAAGGGGCAGCUGUACGACUCGCAGACGCUCUGGUAUUGCAUGCUCAGGAUGACGCGAGUUUCGCCUAGCCUGGUAUUUCACAGCUUGUGGAUGGCCGCCGCUAGUCUUUUCGCGCCUCCCAGAUCGCUCCAAACCCUGAGGUCGCCGUCGACAAAGGUAUUCCCCAAAAGCGGGCAGUCACUCUCAAACUUGGAGGCGGGGCGUCUCAUGUCGAUAUGCUUGCAUGCCUUGAUCGCUGCCGCGCCCUUGGUUAGCGACUCGCGACAGCUGUUCGACAUGUCGAGGAUUCGAUCUCAUGGCCUGAGUCUUGCGGGUAGCGGCGCGGUAGCAAGGCAGCCGACAGAAUUGUGCGUGCAAUAUGAGGAUGCUUUUAGCCAUGAUAUGGCUCUGAGGCUAGCUCGAAGGUUAUUCGCCGCCAUCACCACGCGCCGCCGCUUUGACGCGCUGAGCGAGUCGACCAUGGGACCCCACGAACACGGCGAACAGGAUGUGCUAGCCCCCCUCUUCUCGCAACUAGAUUUCCUGAACAUGGACGCGGUCUAUGUGCUAGACUUCUCCUUCCCCGACCGCGCCCUGCACGAAACUCGUGUCCCGAUUCUUUUACUUGAUUGGGCGCGGGCUGUCAUGCUGAACGAUUGGGACGGCUCCCCCGAGGUUCCUGGGGACGGUCCCUUCGGCGGUGCUCUCGCCCUGAUCGAAGCCAUGCAUGAGAGACGACAGGAUCUCCUCUUAGCCGAUGCCCAAUUUCGGUCCGACUAUUUCACGGAGCGGCUUGACACGAUAAAAAUGCCCAUCUCGUGGCUGUCUCACACCCCGACGCGGCAACGCCUCCACCUCCUAGACUUCCCCUACAUUUUCAGCCCAUCGACACUGGUGUCGUACUUCCGAUCAAUCAAUUUCUCGCGCAUGAGUCGUGCUUUUGAGGAGUCUACUUCUUUUCAUGAUAAAAUCACCGUGAUCGCUCAGCGGGCAGGUCUCACCCAGCAUCAUAAGGACGUCUUGGUGGAACGGUUGGGGCCUGCGGGCUCCAAGUAUUUGAUCCUUGACAUUCGGAGGGGCACCGUUCUAGAGGACGCGCUCGACCAGUUAUGGCGUCGGGAAGAACGCGAGCUGCUCAAGCCCUUGAAGGUCCACCUGGGAGAGGCAACCGGGGAAGAGGGCUUUGAUUCCGGUGGCGUGCAACAAGAAUUUUUCCGUUUGGCCAUCGGAGAAGCUCUCAAUCCUGACCACGGCGCCUUCACUGUCGACGAGCGCACCCGCAUGACUUGGUUCCUGCCGGGCUCGAUGGAGGACGAAUGGAAGUUCGAGUUGAUCGGUCUGCUGGUAUCGCUCGCCGUGUACAACGGCCUGACGCUCCCAGUUACAUUUCCAAGAGCCCUCUACCGAAAGCUCCUGGGCGAACCUGUCACCGAGCUGCACCACAUUGCCGACGGUUGGCCUGACCUCGCAAGCGGCCUUACUUCGCUGCUCGAGUGGGACGAAAAGGACGGUGCUGUAGAAGACGUCUUUGCCCGCACCUACGAGUUCUCGGUUUCGGCCUUUGGGCAGCACAUCACCAGAGAAAUGAAAACGCCCUUAAACAGCAACCACCACCACCACCACCAUCAUACCCGCAAGGACGAAUUCUGGCCGCAGUUCGCCAAGACAACCUCCCGAUCCUCCUCUCACCCGCCGCCACACCAAGGCAACCCCACCGAGGACGAGGCCCCGCUCGUCACCAGCGCCAACCGCAACGCCUACGUCUCCGACUACAUCCGCUACCUAGCCGACGUGUCGGUGCGGCCGCAGUACGAGGCCUUCGCGCGCGGGUUCCACGCAUGCCUGCACCCCAAGUCGCUCUCGCUCCUGACGCCCAACCUGCUGCAGUCGGUGGUGGAGGGGGUGCAGGAGAUCGACGUGGCGGAGCUGAAGCGGCACGCGCGCUACGUGGGGUGGGACGCGUCGCACCGCACCGUCAAGGACUUCUGGAGCGUCGUGAAGCGCUACGACGACGCCAUGAAGCGCAAGCUGCUCGAGUUCGUCACCGCCAGCGACCGCGUCCCCGUCGGCGGCGUCAAGAACCUCAUGUUCAUCAUCCAGCGCAACGGCGAGGAGGACGACCCCGCCGGCAGGCUGCCCACCUCGUACACCUGCUACGGCACCCUGCUGCUGCCCGAGUAUAAGGAUAAGGAGAUGCUGAGGCAGCGGUUGGGGAUGGCUUUGGAGAAUGCGCAGGGGUUUGGGUUUGCUUGA
Messenger RNA from Chaetomium fimeti, 4005 nucleotides. RefSeq lists its product as uncharacterized. NCBI's taxonomy places the organism in Eukaryota, Fungi, Ascomycota, Sordariomycetes, Sordariales, Chaetomiaceae. Gene Ontology annotation, biological process: protein polyubiquitination. The record is from RefSeq and is a predicted model, not a curated record. The coding region runs from base 1 to 4005 and encodes 1334 amino acids. Gene Ontology annotation, molecular function: ubiquitin protein ligase activity. The transcript has 3 exons.